UUAAAUUAGUCGAUGAUGUGGGACAAAGUUUAGCGAAUAUUAGGAAUUUAGAUAAAAGAAAACAAAAUGAUAUAACAAAUGAAUGCCCUAAUAAAAAGGGAAGGACUCUAAAAAUACUAGAAGUAAAGCAUAAUGAACAAGUAUUGCCACUAGAUCAAAAGGAAAGGA
Dentiscutata heterogama is the source of this 168-nucleotide messenger RNA. The record is from the annotation of a GenBank genome assembly. Lineage: Eukaryota; Fungi; Glomeromycota; Glomeromycetes; Diversisporales; Gigasporaceae.